UAACAUCGUCUGGUCUUUCUUCUACCUCGAGCCAACCAGAAAAAAACAUGGGUUUCCUCUCUAAGAUCCGAUUCAGCUCAUCAACUUUUCAGCGUCGAAGCUUCUCAUCAAUUCUAAACCCCGAUUCAACAACCCCCCUUUCCAGCAAGCAGAAAACACGGGCUGCUCUUUCUCUCAUCAAGACGGAGAAAAACCCAGAACGCAUCCUCGAUAUCUGCCGCGCCGCCUCUCUCACCCCAGAUUCCCAGCUAGAUCGCAUCGCCUUCUCCGUCGCCAUUACAAAGCUUGCUGGGUCGAAUUAUUUCGAAGGUAUUCGCACGUUCCUGGAAGAGUUGAAAACUCGACCCGACCUUCGAAAUGAGCGUUUUCUUUCUCAUGCUAUAGUUCUUUAUGGUCAGGCUGGGAUGAUCGACAAUGCAAUCCUCACAUUUGAUCAUAUCAAGGAAUUUGGUUUCUAUCCAUCUGCUAAGUCACUAAAUGCGCUAAUUUUCUCUUGCAUUGUCGCCCACAAAUACGACGAGGCAAAGCGUGUAUAUCUCGAUUUCCCCAAGAAGUAUGGGAUUGAGCGUAAUCUCGAUACUUAUAAUACUGUUAUCAAAGCGUUCUGUGAGUCAGGUUCCGCAAGUUCUGUGUAUUCUGUUUUAGCUGAGAUGGAGAGGAACCAUUGUAAGCCUAACUUAACAACAUUUUCGACUUUGAUUGCUGGUUUCUAUAAGGAAGAAAAGUAUGAUGAUGUUGGGAAAGUGUUGGAAAUGAUGAAGAAAUUCGGUAUGAGACCUAAUAUUAGUCUAUAUAACACUAGAAUUCAGAGUCUAUGCAAGCUUAGGAAAUCUAAGGAAGCAAAGGCUUUACUGGAUGGGAUGAUCUCAAGGGGUAUGAAGCCCAACAACGUGACAUACACUCAUUUGAUUCAUGGGUUUUGUAGGGAGGGUAAUUUAGAAGAAAGCAAGAACCUAUUUAAGACAGUGACCCAUCAUAAAUUACCGCUAGAUUCUGAGUGUUACUUCACUCUUGUUUAUUACCUGUGCCAAGGUGGUGAUUAUGAGACAGCUUUGCAGAUCACUAAGGAGAGCAUGGAGAAGAAUUGGAUUCCAAAUUUCACCACCAUGAAGACACUUGUGAAUGGUCUAGGGAGCAUUUCCAAGGUUGACGAGGCUAAAGAACUCGUUGCAGAGUUGAAGAAGAAGUUUCCUACUAGAGCUGAUGUAUGGAUUGAAAUUGAAGAAGGAUUACCCAAGUAGAAAUGCUAACAAGUUUAAGACUAUGGCAUAGAGUAUGCUAGCUUUCAUUCAUAUUGCUCAAUUUAUAUGGUCAUUUGAUUUGUUGAAGGAAUGCCUUGUAUGGUGAUUUCUAGUUUUAUAAUGACUAUAUGUUGUUUCAUUUUGGAACUGAUAACUUACAAGUUAUUUUAUCUGCGGAUUUAGUAGUUCUCUAGUGUUGUACAAGUAAAGGGGGCAUCUCAACAUGCUUCCAAUUGCGUCUUUAACUGUUUGGUAACUAUACCCUGAGCUUUAAGUAGAAACCCACAUUUUUCUACCAAUAAGAGUUGUGUUGCUUAUGCGAGCACUUUAUAUUC
Impatiens glandulifera is the source of this 1576-nucleotide messenger RNA. RefSeq names its product pentatricopeptide repeat-containing protein At1g61870, mitochondrial-like. The coding region runs from base 48 to 1241 and encodes 397 amino acids. The transcript has a single exon. Lineage: Eukaryota; Viridiplantae; Streptophyta; Magnoliopsida; Ericales; Balsaminaceae. Gene Ontology annotation, molecular function: protein binding. The record is from RefSeq and is a predicted model, not a curated record.